Molecule: messenger RNA, 270 nt
Organism: Linnemannia hyalina
Lineage: Eukaryota; Fungi; Mortierellomycota; Mortierellomycetes; Mortierellales; Mortierellaceae
Source: the annotation of a GenBank genome assembly
AUGUCCUUCUUUAUGAACAACGCCGCCAACCAGUCGGUCAACAUGCAGAACAUGGCCAUGGCCGAGCAGGAGCUCGAGAUGGUCUCCGACUUGUUUAACCGCAUUGUCAGCUCUUGCCAUCAGAAGUGCAUCCCCAAGACCUACAUCGAGGGCGAACUCAACAAGGGCGAGGCUGUCUGCAUCGAUCGUUGCGUCUCCAAGUUCUUCGAGGUCAACAAGUCUGUCGGCACCAAGCUUCAGCAGAUGUCUGGAGCCGGUCUUCCCAUGUAA